GACUGAUUUGGUCAAGAGAGCACGGAGUGUGUUUUUUUUUUUUUUUUUUUUUUUUUUUUUAAGAGAGGUGAGAAAGUUUGUUAAUUUUUUUUAAGGCAAUUCCUUUUCACUGUGAUGAUUUGACCGAACUGAGCAUUGGCCAUCUUCCCGUUCGCAUACGUUAGGCAUAUUCCUACUGGUCAAUAAUUCCUUCCUCUGCCCUGCCCUGCCUUUUUUUCUUACCUCAUUUUUUCUCCCAAUUAGCAAAUAAAAAAAAAGAACCAUGUCUGAAGUUAAUGUGACGAAAGUAAUAGUGAACAAUCCCAUAUGUGACAUUUUAGAUCCAUUCGUUUUUACCAUUGAGUUUGAGGCAUUGAAUAAAUUAGAGGCCGAUUUGGAGUGGAAGAUUUUUUAUAUUUCUGCUGUGAACAACGAUGGGGAGGGGAACCAGGACAUCGAGUUGGAUAACAUUUUCUUGGGACCCAUCGAGCGGGGCGUGAUGAUGUUUGACUACGCGGUGAAUCCGCCCGAUUACAAAAACAUGGAUGUUGAUAGCGUGCUGGGCCUGCAAGCCAUCCUCAUAUCAGCCAACUAUAAAGAAAAGGAGUUCAUUCGGAUCGCCUACUACAUGAACUCAUUUUACAAAGACAUGGAACUGAGGGAGAAGCCACCCGCCGUACCCCAGUACGAUAAAAUAUGUAGACAUAUAUUUGUGGAAAAUCCAAGAAUUGUAAAAUUUUGCAUAACUUGGGAUGCAGAGGAGAAAGAUGAUUUUAAAGAAUUCGACAAGGAGAAUGAACAGAUCGAGUUAAUGAAUUCCAUAAAAAUGAAUCCGGAUGAAAAUAGCAACUCUAACAUAACAAACGAGUCUACGCAGGAAAACAUUUUCGUCUUCAAUGACAUCCCUGCGAAUGUUGGCGCGAAUGGUAAAAUGAGCACGCACGUAGCGGCGCCCGAAAACGCCAACGCGUAUGGCAAUACGUAUGCGAAUACAUAUGCCAAUACGUACGCCGGUGCAGACUUGAACGAACGGGGGGCCCUCAGUAGUAACGGUGCAUCAACCGAUUUGGAUAAGUGCGAACUUUUUAAUGCUAACAUAAAUGGGAUAAGCAGAAUAACCAUAGACAAUAAUAACGCCUGA
This is a messenger RNA of Plasmodium coatneyi, 1120 nucleotides long. RefSeq lists its product as uncharacterized. The record is from RefSeq and is a predicted model, not a curated record. Gene Ontology annotation, biological process: DNA replication-dependent chromatin assembly. The coding region runs from base 263 to 1120 and encodes 285 amino acids. Gene Ontology annotation, cellular component: nucleus. The transcript is spliced from 2 exons. Gene Ontology annotation, molecular function: histone binding. NCBI's taxonomy places the organism in Eukaryota, Apicomplexa, Aconoidasida, Haemosporida, Plasmodiidae.